Messenger RNA from Humulus lupulus (European hop), 807 nucleotides. RefSeq names its product MLP-like protein 423. Lineage: Eukaryota; Viridiplantae; Streptophyta; Magnoliopsida; Rosales; Cannabaceae. The transcript has 2 exons. Gene Ontology annotation, molecular function: protein phosphatase inhibitor activity; signaling receptor activity; abscisic acid binding. Gene Ontology annotation, biological process: abscisic acid-activated signaling pathway; defense response. The coding region runs from base 164 to 628 and encodes 154 amino acids. The record is from RefSeq and is a predicted model, not a curated record.
GAGUUGUAUCAUCUGACUCUUACUCCAAUAAUUAAGAAAACCUUUACUACUGUUCUUAUAUAUAUAGUAAGAGUUUGUGUAGCACUAUGAUAUCAAAACCAAUAUAGUAGUAGUUGUCUGUGUUUUUUUGUUUAUUAUCUUUUGAUCCUUUUUCUUUACAAAAAUGACAACUGCAAAGAUUCUUCAUGCUGAAAUUGAAUGCAAAUCUAGUGCAGAUAAGUUUUGGCCAUCACUUAGGGAUUUGGUCUAUGUUUACCCAAAGGCCUUCCCUCCUGGUACUUACAAAAGUAUUGAAGUUUUAGAAGGUGAUGGCGUUCAACCUGGUUCUGUUAGAGUCCGUACAUAUGGAGAAGGCUCUCCUAUUGCGAUGUUCAAAGAGAAGAUCGAAGUUGUUGAUGAGCAAAACAAGAUAUUUGGUUUUAGUAUCAUGGAUGGAGAUCUGAUAAAGGGCUACAAAAGUUUAAAGUGCAGCGCUCAAGUGGUUCCCAAGGAUGAAGCAAGUUUGCUGAAAUUUAGCUGUGAGUAUGAGAAGGCUGCUGAUGAGGAUAUUGUUGAGCCAACUGUUAUCGUCGAUUUUGCUGUCAAGCUCCUCAAACAGAUCGAUGACUACAGUGUCAUGCAGGCAUAAAAUAAUCACUAUCUACAUACAUAUUUAAUAUAGAGUAAUAGUGGGUGAUAACAAAUGUUUUUAUUUUAACUCAUUUUGCAAAAUGUGAUGAUUUUUUUUAUAAUGUUUUAUAAUCACCUUCUUAAUAAAGUGUGGAUCAGUGUGUUAAAUAUAAUGUUAUCUUUAUAUUGUCUCUUUAA